Molecule: messenger RNA, 1302 nt
Organism: Lizanozyma spartinae
Lineage: Eukaryota; Fungi; Ascomycota; Pichiomycetes; Serinales; Debaryomycetaceae
Gene: DDC1
Product: Ddc1p
Exons: 1
Coding region: 1-1302 (433 amino acids)
Biological process (GO): DNA repair; DNA replication checkpoint signaling; cellular response to ionizing radiation
Cellular component (GO): checkpoint clamp complex
Source: RefSeq, a predicted model, not a curated record
AUGUCCAUAACUUCCGAGUGGUUAACUUUAGAGGCGGUUAACGCGUCUAGAACUGGUUAUGGACGGAUUAAGUUCUCAAAGAGCUUCUUCCAUACUUUUGAAGUGGAUUUAGAGGAAGAAUCAACAAUUGAAGGGUAUGACGAAGACGCGUAUCAUGUUCUUUUAAAAUCAAAGCAUCUCCUUACAUUAUUUCGAAAUCCAGAUUCAUGGGAGUAUGUGUGUCUUAGGACUAACAUGUCUACUACGGCUCAGCCUGCGGCUCGGUUCAAGCUUUUGGUGGAAAUCAAAACAAGCAAUCUAAUAGUGAAAAAGUACCAAACAAGCUAUAACCCUACGGUUGCUACUCAUGUAGAUGUUGGAAAGGUGUAUAAUUCAGAUUUAGAAAAACGACGUAAAAAUUCACAGGGUAUGUUUAUAAUACAUUGUCUUGUUAUGGAACUGAAAACAUUGAAAUCAUUUCUUGAUACUACAGCAAGUGGUGCAGAAGAUUUCCGAUUGAAUGUCAAACCAGAUAAGAUUCAAAUCACAGCAUAUAUCAAGCAUAUAACGAGAGAUAAAGAAUAUCUCAAACAACCCAUGUCAGUUUCACUUGAUAUCCCAUUGACUGAACUUGUUCAGACCAAUCUCUUGGAUUACAAUCUCAUGGUCAACUUCUUAUUCCGGUUGAAAGAACUCAAGACUUUUAGUCAUUUAAUUAACUCCUUGAACACUCUCGAUGCUGAUUAUGACGAUUCCCUAUUCAAGAUUCUAUUCCGCAAUCCAGGUGAGCCCAUACUUUUCCAAGCCACGCACAAAGAAUCGAUCUGGGUUCAAUUUGUCUAUUUAACCACAUUCGAUAAGGAGUCAGAUUUGGAAGCCAAGGAACUUGGCUAUUUGCCUACUAGCGCACCAUUAAGCCCAUUGCUAUGCGAUCUUCAACCGUUUACCUUGGCUUCUUCAAGGUCACUGAAUGAGGUACUGCAUCUAACAACAAACAAGCCAAAGUCUAAUGCAACCUUUAAUGGGUUGAAGAGGACUCAUAAAAUUCAAAAGACAAGCGACCAUCGUAUGUGUGUUGGUGGUGGCGGAGGAGGAUUGUUCAGUCAUAGUAACGAAAUGGAGAACGAAUCUGACGUUGAUCGGAUAACGCAUGAAAGACAAACAACUCCAGAUUGGGGAGGUGGUUAUGAAUCAAUACCUUCAACAGAGAGCAAUUUGAACAUACCACCACCAUCCUCGAUGGAUCAUGAAGUGAAUCUUCAUAGUGAAGAAGAGUAUGGACCCACUCAGAACACAAAACGACCAAAAUCCAUUUUUGAUUGA